CACCUCAGAUAAGUGCGGAGACCUACAGUUCAUUAGGAGGAGAAAAUGGGACAGAAUUUCAAAUUCAAUAUCUCAGUCACACUUUUACUAAACAUAUAUAAGGAACGGAUCACAAAUUUACUGUUCAACAUUCAAAAGAUUUAUUAUCCUGUCAUGGCAGCUAUUGCUGUUCCUGUUAACGUCAUAACAAUUUUCAUCCUGACUGGGGGAAAAUGUGGGCUCUCCAAAUGUGUCACUCGAUACCUCAUAGCCAUGGCAGCAGCUGAUCUAAUGGUUGUCAUCAGUGAUUUGAUACUACGGCAAAUAUCUAUUCUUUACCCAGAACACUUUACCAUCCUGCUCUCACUUCCUUUGUGUAACAUACAUGCUGUCAUCUUGUUUACAACAACUGACUGUUCUGUCUGGUUCACUGUCACUUUUACUUUUGAUCGAUUUGUGGCUAUUUGUUGUCAGAAGCUGAAAAAAAGAUAUUGCACAGAGAAGACAGCAGCUGUGGUUUUGGGAACAGUGACUGCAUUGAGUUGUUUAAAGGACAUCACCUGGUAUUUUAUGUUCACGGGUAAAUAUUGGCUUGCGAACCUUCCGUGGUUUUGUGAUGCAACGUGGAACGUUCGGAAUUCCCGGGUCUGGGGAACAAUUGAGUUCCUUCACUAUAUUCUUACUCCAGGAGUCCCUUUUGUUCUGAUACUGCUACUCAACGCUUUAACAAUCCGACACAUCUCAGUUGCCAGCAGAGCCCGCAGGAGACUCCAAGUUCACAGCAGUGGGAAAAGAAUAAAAGACCCAGAGAUGGAGAAUAGAAGAAAAUCCAUAAUUUUGCUUUUUCUUAUUUCAGCGAAUUUCAUACUGCUAUGGGCAAUUUUCAUGUUUUUUUCCAUAUGGAACAGAAUGUGGUUUUUGGGUUAUUGUUCUGUAUUUUUACCAAAUUUUGUGCAAGAAAUAGGAUUCAUGUUCCAGCUUCUUAGCUGCUGCACAAACAGUUGCAUAUAUGCUGUAACACAAAGUAAAUUCAGAGAGCAAUUUAAAAAUGCAGUGAAAUACCCCUUACAUGUUAUUCUUAAAAUGAUGAAAUUAUAAGUAGUCCUGAACACUUUCCAGUUUCCAAGCUUAGUCAAAUGUCAUGCAUUUUCUUGCAAGCCUUAUGGCCCUAGUAUCCACAGUGAAAAACUGUUGAUGAGGUCCUUUGUUCUCGUCGAGGAUCUCUGAAAUUGCCACAGUGAAGCUGAGCAGAUAUCCCCAAAAUCCAAGAAAUGCUCUGCUUUCUCUCCACAAUACCAAUGACAACUUAAUGGUUUUUUGUUUGACCA
Stegostoma tigrinum is the source of this 1307-nucleotide messenger RNA. Its product is annotated as probable G-protein coupled receptor 139. Gene Ontology annotation, biological process: G protein-coupled receptor signaling pathway. Gene Ontology annotation, molecular function: G protein-coupled receptor activity. The transcript has 2 exons. Bases 46 to 1077 code for a protein of 343 amino acids. Gene Ontology annotation, cellular component: membrane. The record is from RefSeq and is a predicted model, not a curated record. Lineage: Eukaryota; Metazoa; Chordata; Chondrichthyes; Orectolobiformes; Stegostomatidae.